Messenger RNA from Carcharodon carcharias (great white shark), 681 nucleotides. RefSeq names its product U4/U6 small nuclear ribonucleoprotein Prp31-like. Gene Ontology annotation, cellular component: U4 snRNP; U4/U6 x U5 tri-snRNP complex; precatalytic spliceosome. Lineage: Eukaryota; Metazoa; Chordata; Chondrichthyes; Lamniformes; Lamnidae. The transcript has 6 exons. Gene Ontology annotation, biological process: mRNA splicing, via spliceosome; spliceosomal tri-snRNP complex assembly. Bases 154 to 681 code for a protein of 175 amino acids. The record is from RefSeq and is a predicted model, not a curated record.
CCUCCACCUCCCCCGUCCAAUGAGGAGGCGCAGGACCCGCCGCCCCGCCUCCCCGGUUGCGAUCCAUCGGCGACAAGAGGCCGAUUGGAACCGGAGCGAGCCUGAUCCAGACUCUCAGCGGCUGGCCCCCCACUCUUUACCCUCAGCUUUGCCAUGUCUCUGGCCGACGAGCUUCUGGCUGACCUGGAGGAGGCAGCAGAGGAGGAGGACGAGGACUUCGCCGAUGAGGAAGAUGAAGAGACCAUCGACGUGGUCGAGGAGGAGAUGCAGCUGGACCUCGGGGUGGACUCGGUGAAGAGCAUCGCCAAGCUUCGAGACAGUAAGCAGUUUGCGGAGAUUAUUUCCAAAAUGGGAGACUACAUUGGCCAACAGCGCAAGUCUUCAGAUGUCACCGGGCCGGUGGAGUCAGACCCCGAAUACAAGCUGAUCGUGGACGCCAAUAACCUAACGGUGGAGAUUGACAACGAGAUCAAUAUCAUUCACAAAUAUGUCCGGGACAAAUACUCCAAGAGAUUCCCUGAGCUGGAGUCACUGGUUCCCAAUGCGCUCGAUUACAUCCGGACAGUGAAGGAACUCGGGAACAACCUGGACCGGUGUAAGAAUAACGAGAACCUUCAGCAGAUCCUCACCAACGCCACCAUCAUGGUGGUGAGUGUGACAGCAUCGACCACCCAGGGGUAA